GUUGCGUGAACACGUGGUUUAGCUGCUAUGGGAGGUUUGUGCGCAAUCAAAGUUCAUGUUAGAAUCGUUAUAGAAUAUAUAUGGCAAAACCAAGCGUUAGCACGGAGUUCGUCACUUGUUCAGAUUCCCAAAUCAUUAUUCGAUUUUCAUCUACCAUUUAUUUGUGUAAGGAAAACUGGUCCUGCAUAACGGAGUAAAUUGUACGUAGCACUUUUUUUGUUAGUAUCAAACACGUUGUGUGUGUGUUUAAAAUAAAACAUGUUCAAUCAGUUGUGUUGAAACGUUGCAACAUUUUUUCGAUUGCCAUCACCCGCCUAGUGCAUUGAAAAAAUCAGCACAAACUAGUUCGUUUUCAGUCUUUGCAAUCAAACGUUUAAAAGUUAUUUUCAACAUGGAAAAUCGUUAAUGAGGAAAAAAUCUACUUGCCCUACUCAUCAAUCAACGACACAAUCAAUCAGUGAAUAGUGAAACGCCUGCGAGGGACAUUAGAACAACAUUACUCAGCAGCAGCAGUCUAGCGGGGUCAUUCUUGUUCAUCUGUAUCUUAUCGAAAUGGAUCCAAUCUGUAGAUUAUGUAUGGAGGUUAGCAAUUUGAGUCAAUCUUUGGCUGAUAAAACAAUCCUCUCAAUGGUGGAAGAUUGCAUCCAGAUAAAGUUGGACAUGGCCAAUGACCUGCUACCGAUCGAAAUUUGCGACGACUGUUAUCACACAAUCAAAGAUUUUUCCGAGUUUAAAGAAAACUGCCAUGACAUACAAGGAAUGCUUUUGAAAGAGAUUAAGAAAAGCAGGCGAGAUGAAGAUUUGGAAACGGAUGCUGACUCUCUGCUUGAGCUGUUUGACGGCGACAUUCGGUACUCUGAUGUGGAGUACAUCGAUGAAAACUUGUUUGAUGACAUAAAUACCGAUAAUCUGUUGAAGGACAUUGAAAAUAACAAUGUAAUAAUAAAUGAUAACACGAAGGAUACGGAAUCGUGUACGGAUUCAACAGACUCACUCAAAUCCGAGAAAAAGAAAAAACCCAAACGAUGUUACAAAAAUGAAUACAUUGGGGCACUGAUAACAUGUGAGAUCUGCGGUAAAAUAGUGCACAAAACGUUGAUACCAGGCCAUAUAAACAUGCAUAAUGGAGUAAAACCUUACACUUGUCCAAGAGACGGAUGCAAGUCAUCAUUUCAUUGUAAGCACAAGUUAAAGCGUCAUAUUGGCUACAAGCACUCGGGCGGAAGCUUUUCAUGCGAAAAAUGUGAGAAGAUUUUCAACUCGCAUUUGGCACUGUAUCAUCACAGAUUUGCAUCCCAUCAAGAGCGAGACAAAACGUGCCAAAGUUGUGGAAAACAGUUCAGGACUACUCACGGCCUGAAUCGCCACAUGCGGACACACAACGAAGAGCGCAAAUUUAAAUGUUCUUACUGUACACUAACUUUCGUCAAAGAAUCGUCCCGUGACACACACCAUUUGACGCACACCAAGGAGCGACCUUACAUUUGUCCCAAAUGUAGCGCAGACUACAGCAAUCGAAGACUGCUGGUAAAUCACAUCAAACGGAAACAUCCUGGAUUCGACCAAAUACUGCCGGAUAUUCCAACGACCAUCAGCGAAAAGGAGCAACAUGGCAUGGAAGCAAUUUGCGAACAGUGAGUUAGUGUAGAUUAUUGUGAAUGUUUGUAAAUUCCACUGCUUGAUUUCGAGCAAUGUACCAAUGAGAUGUACGCGGAAUAACAUGCCCAUUUGAUUGGCAUCGUGUCUGUUUUCGUUUUAGAUCCAUUUGAAAAUUUCCCACUAAGCUGAAUUUGGUUAAAAUGUUAGCUUAUAUUGACAAUAAACAAAUGGAGAAAAAUUA
Malaya genurostris is the source of this 1840-nucleotide messenger RNA. Its product is annotated as oocyte zinc finger protein XlCOF26-like. Lineage: Eukaryota; Metazoa; Arthropoda; Insecta; Diptera; Culicidae. The transcript has 5 exons. The record is from RefSeq and is a predicted model, not a curated record. Gene Ontology annotation, molecular function: zinc ion binding; DNA-binding transcription factor activity, RNA polymerase II-specific; RNA polymerase II cis-regulatory region sequence-specific DNA binding. Gene Ontology annotation, cellular component: nucleus. Bases 553 to 1638 code for a protein of 361 amino acids. Gene Ontology annotation, biological process: regulation of transcription by RNA polymerase II.